Nezara viridula (southern green stink bug) is the source of this 4598-nucleotide messenger RNA. Lineage: Eukaryota; Metazoa; Arthropoda; Insecta; Hemiptera; Pentatomidae. The record is from the annotation of a GenBank genome assembly.
CUCGAUAUAACCUUAUUUACAGGAAACUCACUAUUAGUGAGUCACUAAGAAGGUUAUGUUUUGAAUUCGGUCAUGAGUGUUGCUGACAUUAUUGCCGAAAUGUGCCUUAAACUUUAUGAUAGUUUUGGAAAAAAAGGUAAACCUGAAAAAGGCAAAGAAUGGACUCAGUUAGCUGGCAUUGUGAUGGAAAUAGACAAUAAAUUUACCGUAGUAAGUUUAGCUACUGGUACAAAAUGCAUUGGAGUAAAUUCCAUGUGUCCAAAUGGAACAAUUUUAAAUGACAGUCAUGCUGAAUGGUAUUAUCCAACAUAGUCGACUAUUUCUGGCACUCCAUGUACAUUUGUGAUAAAAGUGAACUUGGUCCAGGCGUCAUCCAGAUGGAGCACUUGUGAAGUAGUACCAAGAAUUUAAUUAUUGAAACAACUAACUAUAAAAAAUCAGGUUUUAGCAAGGCGUGCAUUUCACCGAUUUAUUUAUGAGGAAAUGAAAGUUGUCAAAAAUGGCGGACGUUCUGAAAUUUUGAAGUGGAAAGGGCCUAAAUUUGAUUUAUGUAAGAACCUAAAAUUUCAUCUUUACACAUCACAUGUUCCUUGUGGAGAUGCUUCAAUUAUCCCAAUGAAAGAAAUGGAAGAACUUCUCCCAGUUUCUAAAAGACAGAAAAUUGAUGUUUAUAGAACAGGAGCCAAACCAGUUUGUUAUGGUUCUAAGCAAGAUAGUAAAAACAGUGGGGUUGAUUAUCAUGUAAGGGGUGCAGUAAGAACUAAACCUGGCCGAGGCAACCCUACUAUGUCAUUAAGUUGCAGUGAUAAAAUAGCCCGUUGGAUUUAUGUUGGACUUCAGGGAGCCUUGUUGUCUCAUUUGAUGGAAGAAGAUUUGAAACUUUCAACCUUGGUGAUUGGUGCUGGAGGUCCUUUUAACCAUGACAUCAUUAAACAUUCCUUAAUUGGCAGAUCAGGAGUGGAAAGUGAUCUUCCACAAAUACUUCAGACUAAUCUGGUUUUUUGUGAUUCUCCUUUCAAAAUUAUUGGAGGGAAACCUACUCCAACUAGUAUAAUUUGGAGUAAUGUUUUGAAUAAAUCAUUAGAUGUCUCUUCAAGGGGGAGACGUCUUGGCACUACUACGAAAUCAAUUAACAAAGGAGUUGUGAUGGUUGCAAAAAUUGAAUUUUUGAAACAGUUUUUGUCAUUAUGCUCUGAAAAUCAGGAAAAAAUUACCUAUAGAGAAAUAAAAAGUUGUGCAUACAAUUAUCAAUUACGGUGUAGAGAUUUUAAGCAGAGGAUGGGUAUCUGGUCUCAAAAAUCACAAUUUGAAAAUUUUUUGUUAUGAUUGUUAUUAUAACGAGGUAUUUAGAAACUACAGAUUCUAUAUAAGAUAAAGAAAAACUUUAUUGAAAGUAAUGCUGCCCUACUACAUAGGGUUGCUUUAUACACAGCAUACUAAUCAAUCCAUAUGGACAUAGCGCUUACAUUGCAUUAUUCCAUUAUUAUAUAUAAAUUGUUUUCCCCUCUCUUCUGGUAACACUAGUCAUAUACAAUAUCAAUAAUACACCACAUUAAACAGUUCCUAUUACAUAACAUAUAUAAUUUCUUGAAAACAUAUAUAUAUAUUUUUUUUCCCCUAUUCCAUUACAACCUGAAGGGUCUUGGGUACAGUACUAUUUAGGGAAAGCACUGUUUCUUGGUCUACAGUUGUGCAAGACGAGGCGAUUUGACCGAGAUCACACUCAACCGCCAUGUUUUUCCCCUUAAUUAAUUAUUUUAAUUUAGGGUACCCGCUUUAUAGAGGCUGGGUGUGCCCCAGGAGGGUCUACCUACCCAGGGUCGCCCUACAGCCAAUGAAACAGAAUAAAUAAUUUUUCUGCCAUGAACCAGGAUUCGAACCUGGCACCUUUAGCAUUGGAAGCUCCGUACCCUACCAUUGAGCUACCACAUUCCCUAUAUAUAUUCGAGUGUUAAAAAUAUGUAACAAAGCCAAAAAUUAAAAUUGAAUAAACGGAUAAAUGACAAAAGACAUCCUCAAUUCACGGUCAGUUACUGUACAAGUGAUAGUGGAUGAUCCCCAGGGAGUCCAAAAUAACGUUCUCGACCAAUAUCCUAAGCUUCCCAACAUCAACACCUAAUUCCUCAAGGAAGCUCCUUGUUCUUUUUGAGAGUGUUCUGCAAGACUUAAAUCAGAGACCUCUCCUGGUGAACUCUUUCCGAAGGUCUCACGGAACUCCUCUUUUAGAAAAGAGAUACAUUUAUCAUAUGUUUUUCUUUUCCCUUUCCACUUCACCCUUCUAAUCGAGAUCAUUGCUCUCAAGGCUGACAGUUGGAUCCAAGAUCAUAGCUCUCCUUCCUGUCUUGGGAAAUACAACAAUAUCUGUUUUCCUGAUUGAGCCUUCACUGUCUAUGCUGUAGACCUCAUCGAAGCAGGUGAAUUCUUUUUCUCUUAGGAGCAUCAUUAACUUGAACUUGACCCUAUGGUGCUGGUGUGUUAUGAGGAGGGUGUUGAGGCAUUUUCCCAGAACAUGGGCUGGUGUUUGAGAAUCUCUGCUAUAUUUCUUCGACUGUCCACUGGCUCCUGAGACUCCACGCAUAGGUGCAUAGUUGAUGUUGAGUUUUAAGGCGUUGAACAUUCUGAUCCCUAAAGCACUCGCUCCUGGCAAAUGUAUUUAUUAACUUUCGGGGUUUCUUUAAUAUGCCUAACUGUUAGCGCCUUGCCACCUACAGCUGGCUCAUUUCUCAAAGGAAUUUUCUCUUAGCGACUGUCGUUGAGCUCUCACGUUUCGGUGGCCUUGAUCCACUUCCAGUUUUUCUGCACAUUCGGUGAUUUCUGUAUUGUAGUCAAAUGUGGACUGCAACAGGGCAUUUGGUGCAUUAGACAGCCGCUGGGCAAUGGAACCAACCAAUGUUGGAAAGGAGCCUCCCUUUGACAGCGGAUCAGUCCCAAUCCUCAAUACCUCUUAGGUGCGCUUAACAUCGCUUUUGAUGUAUUAGCGAAGAGACUGAUAAUGGCCUUGAUACUCCUGCCGAUAUUUGUAUCCAUUCCUUAUCGCAGGACAUAUCUUUGUGAGGGGUGCCGUCUGGAGAGGGUAGGUAAGUGCUGGGAACACAUAUUGGUUGACAACGUUGAGUUUUUGCUUCAGUUUAAGAAACCAAGAGCUUACCAAUUUAUCCAAGUUGUUUUUCAAUUUGGUCACCAUUUCCUCAUUCAGCACAGAAUGUACAUCAUAAAUACUUAAUAGUCUCACCAGCCUUUGAUGAUUUCAAGAGAAAGCUUUGUUUAUUGCAGCUCUCCUUUAACAAUUAUUAGACCCACGUUUUUCUGUGGAUUUACAGCCAGACCAAUCUCGGCAAGGAACCUCUGCACACAGUUGAUAAUCCUCUCUGCAGCACCCUUGUCACGUGCUGUAACAGUCUGGUCAUCCGUGUAGCCUGUGAGAACUACACAUUCUUGGUCACUGGUUAGUUGGUAUCCAUAGCGCUUUGAAAAUUCUUGCUCGCUGAGGUCAUGGCAUAGAUGAUCUAUAGUCAGGUUGAACAGUGAAGUUGACAAGGGUCCGCCUUGGGGUACUCUUGAUCCAACUUUUUGAGUGGGCUCCGACUCUGAUCUUGAUUUGGUUAGAACUCUGCAGAGCUGCAAUCACGUUUUUGAGAUCCCGUGAUACUCAUCUUGCCUCGAGUUUGCUCAUUAUAUGAUCGUGAAAAACAUUGUCCAGCAUGAUUGCUGUAAGUUGGAGAUACAGCAAUCCUCCUAUAAAUUAAGCUCUCCCAAUAAAGCUCAGUGUUUAUUUUCCAAAAUGGAAAAUUAAUGUAAAUAGAACAAAAACACAAGCAAUGAUAUUCACUAAAAAGAUACAAUCCAUAACUCAGAAUGUAAAUAUAUAUGGAACUACAAUCCUAUGUAUUCAGCUUAUCGAUUACUUGGGUAUAGAACCGGACAAAACUUUAUCAUUCACCAAAAAUACCACACAAAUGCGAUAGAUUUAAAAGUAUCAUCAGAAAAAUUACCACAUACUUCAAUAGGUGUUCUUACUAUCACCAAAAAAAUAAAUUGAUACUGCAUAAAACUGUCAUAUGCUUCGCAAUAAUAACAUAUUAUGCUCCUGUUUGGAGUUAUAUCUGAGAUAGCAAUCACAAAAAAUUAGAGGUCAUUAAAUAAUAUGCAUAAAAAUAGUAAACAACUAUCCUAUCCUCUAUUUACUAGAAUUACAAAUAUAUUGAUUUGCUCCUCCCAACAGUUAAACAACAUACUCACCUACUGACAUUACAAUAGUAUUAGAAACUAAGUGAAUAUUGUUCAGUUCUAGUAAAACUGUAUAUAAAAUAUAUAUUGUUUUGAUCAAGUGUGUUAACUGUUUGUGUGUGCGUAUAGACACACACACAAUUAACACACUUGAUCUAUAAUUUGUGUAUAUUUACUCAUUUUUUCCUCUUUUUAUUAGUGUGAUUUUUUUUAAAAUUUCCCUACUGUUGAAAACAACAUUUAAGUAAAAUAAUAUGUUUGAAAUAAUAAUAAUAAAUAACAUCACUGUAUUAUACAAAGGUUACUUAGUACCAUAUUUGGCUAUUUGGCUAUUUGUAAAUUCUAAUUAAUAAAAAAUUUUCUAAGAGUUC